AUGCGUUGGUCACAAACAAUGAACGCAAACGCACUGCGGGCGUACUUUAGGGCAAAAGGGGAAGAAACCGGAUGUUUGGCAUAUCGGGCUCGGAUGCAUCGCUUUUUUGCAGAGCUGGAGCCAUCUCUAUCCGUCACUGAGCAAAACCUGGCAGACCGAGUUCGGUACAUCCUGCGCUCCAACAUAUUUGGUGACGCCGAACUCGAACGACUACGACGUGAGGCUGUUCCCUCAUCGGAUGGAAAUGCUACGGCUGGGAAUGCGGCGCCACUAAUUGCGCAGCAAACUGCAAAUGUGGACGCUGCCGUCAAUAUUCCAUUUGUAGUUGAUUCAGACGAUGAUGGAAUAGUCCCCCACGAACUAGAGAAAAUGAGGAGCAUAUUGGAAGAGUCGAUGCUGGAAACGCGCAGCAUGCCUCUCGAAAAUCGACCGCGACUUCCCCGCAUACCCCUUAGCAAGCGAAAUCGGGCUGUCGUGCGGGCUCUUAACCCAAUGCUGGUGACCUAUUUGGAAGCCAGCCGGGACCUUUGCGAGACGGACUCUAUUCUUUUUGGCGCCGCACUGGCAGUAUGCCGUAUUAUUGGCGCCAAACUUCCCAUGGCUGGACGUGCUACUCAACAAGGUAGUGCCAUCCCAGCCUGGAGAAAAAGAAUCGAGGACCGUAUCGCAAAGGCAAGGGCCCUUAUCGGCAGACUGACAAGCUUCAGGUCGGGUAAUAUUAGACCGAGAGUUGUGCGCACCGUUAGAAUGGCGUUUGCUGGGACAAAUAUUAGUUUGUCCCAGCCGGAUAUCACGCAGAAACUAACGGAGCGCAUAGAUGACCUGAAGCAAAAAAUCGCUGCUUGGGGGAAGCGGAUUCGACGAUUUAGCGAGAGGUCAAGGCGGUUCAACCAAAAUCGUCUCUUCCAGAGUGAUCAGAAGAGGCUCUAUAAAUCAUUGGAGCGACCAGAGGUAUGUGGAGCGGGCCCAGGACCGGAUCAGGCUGACACUGUCGCAUUUUGGCGUGGCCUGUGGUCAGAGCCCGUAAACCACAGCGAGGGCCCUUGGAUGGAAGUUGUGGCGAGCCGGAGUGCAAGUGUUACGCCUAUGGACCCCGUCACCAUAACGCCUGAAGACGUGGCUGAGGCGCUUGUAAAGAGUACUAUAAUAUACACUGUACUUACUUUACUUUACCCCUUGAUGUACUUAUAA
Molecule: messenger RNA, 1191 nt
Organism: Parnassius apollo (apollo)
Lineage: Eukaryota; Metazoa; Arthropoda; Insecta; Lepidoptera; Papilionidae
Source: the annotation of a GenBank genome assembly